Trachemys scripta elegans is the source of this 2032-nucleotide messenger RNA. It is a transcript of the gene MBLAC2, whose product is annotated as metallo-beta-lactamase domain containing 2. Bases 87 to 941 code for a protein of 284 amino acids. The transcript has 2 exons. The record is from RefSeq and is a predicted model, not a curated record. NCBI's taxonomy places the organism in Eukaryota, Metazoa, Chordata, Testudines, Emydidae.
GCCGCAGCCCGCAGUGUGUCGGGGCGCCGCGCAGGCUCCUCCUGGGGGGCGGUGGCCUCGCAGUGCGGGGCUGUGUGCGGCCCGGCAUGUCGGCGCUGGAGUGGUUCGCGCACAAGCCCCUGGGCGGCGGCAUCUACUGGAUCCAGGAGCGGUUCUACGAGUCCGGCAACCGAGCCAACAUCUGGCUGGUGCGGGGCUCGGAGCGCGACGUGGUGAUAGACACCGGCCUGGGGCUACGCAGCCUGCCCGACUACCUCCACUCGGCAGGGCUGCUGGGGCCGGGCGCCGGGCCCGGGGAGGCGGAGGCGGCGGGCGGGGGCAGGAGGCCGCUGCUGGCCGUGGCCACCCAUGUACACUUCGAUCACGCGGGCGGGCUGCACCAGUUCGACGAGGUGGCGGUGCACAGCGCCGAGGCGGGCGCGCUGCUCCGCGGGGACAACUACGAGACUGUCACCUGGCUGUCGGAUAGCGAGGUGGUGCGGCCGCCUAGCCCCGGCUGGAGCGCCCGGCAGUUCCGAGUGCAGCCCGUGCAGCCCACCCACAUCCUACAGGAGGGGGACGUAAUCAACCUUGGUGACCGACAACUGACUGUCAUGCAUAUGCCUGGUCAUUCAAGAGGAAGUAUUUGCUUACACGACAGAGAUCAGAAGAUAUUGUUCAGCGGAGAUGUUGUUUAUGAUGGAUCGAUGAUUGACUGGCUUCCCUACAGCAAGAUAAGUGAUUAUGUCACAAGUUGUGAGCGUCUUAUAGAAUUAGUGGACAGAGGUCUUGUGGAGAAGGUGCUUCCAGGGCAUUUUAACACCUUUGGAGCUGAAAGGCUAUAUCGUUUAGCUUCCAACUACAUUUCAAAAGCUGGAGUUUGUCACAAAGUUUCUACCUGUGCCAUGAGGUCCAUUGCAAGUUUAGCUCUUCAUGUGACAAAUUCUAGAGUCACCUCUUAGUGUCGGUUGUUUUUGUCAAUAUCAAACCAAACUAUUGUAAAACCAAAUGGCUUGUGAGCUAGUGUUGAUAGAAAGCAAACAAAAGCAGUGUGUGUUAUUAAAGAAAAAGCAGACUGAUAAUGAAUGAGUCAUAAAGAUUCUUAUUUUUGCUUGCUUUUUUAUUUUAUAAAAUUAACUUCAGCUAUAGCUAUGCAAAAGCUACUAUCUAUCUUUUCUUUCUGUUUUUCAAGGCAUGUUUGCACAUGAUUUAUGAAUGCCAUUAGACUGCAGUUUGAAAUAUAUUGUUUUAUUUUUGAUAUUAUUCUGAUGGAUAUGUAUGAUAUGCCAAAAUGAAAAGUUUGACAUUUAUGCCUGAAACUUAACUGUUUUUAUGUGAUGUUAGGUUAAAGGCUCAAUUUGUGUUUAAAGUGUAUUUUUAAAAUGGCUGAAAUGUAAUUUAGCUGUUAGUGCUAUAUUUGAAAAGAUAGCUGUAACACUCCAUUGUCCUAUUAUAAAUACUGAAUUCAACGUCCAGUACAUUGUUUAUUACUUUUAAGUGAAUGUAACUUGAACUGUUUACUAUUUGUUUAUAAACUAUUUCAGUACAUAUUGUUGCUUUUUGAAGAAGUAAAGUGCAUUACUUUUGAGUCUGUUGUUCCUAAAACAGAUUAAAUGCAUCCAUGAAAAUUGCUAAGACAUAUAAUCAUUUCUUCAUUAAAAUUGAAGUGUUAUUUUAAAUGAUGUUAAACAAGUUAGUUUAUAUGUGCAUAAUUAUUUAACAAUUUAAAUGGACACUGUCUGAUUAUUUUUAUAUUUUACCUUCCUAACAAGUUUGACAGUUUUGUUUUCAAAUUUUGUUUUUCCAGUUUAGCAAAUUUAUUGUAUCCACGAUGUUUAAGUGGAGUUUUAAAAAUUAACCUACUACUUUGUUUGCAGUUGACUUUAUACGAAGAGAUGGUUUUAUGUGAUCAUACCAAACUAUAUUUUGGGCUCUAUUCAGAAGAAAAUAUCUAUGGCCUUUCUGACCUAACAUAAAUUUUGGGAGAAAGAAUGGUCUGCUAUGGAAACUACUCACAAAUUAAUAAGCAUUCUUGCCCAGAAGUUAUGGAAGU